AGAGGACAAACCAAAUGAAUCACGUGAUAUAGGGGGAGGGUUCGAUAUAACAACACGCGAAGCAUCGUUUUCUUGUCUCAUAAGCAUCGCAACGUUCAGUGACGACUAUUCGUUUACCAUUCUUAUUUUGUAUUUUCGAGUGAUCUUUGUUCAUUGUCGUUCAAUUUAUACAGUCAUGAAGAUAUUAUUGGUCUUCCUACUUUCAGCAAUAUUUGCUGUUCAAGCCAUUUCAUUCUUUGAUCUUGUUUUAGAAGAAUGGACAACAUAUAAGCUUGAACAUAGUAAGAAUUACAUAUCUAAUGCUGAGGAAAAAUUCAGAAUGAAAAUAUAUAUGGAUAAUAAACAUAAAAUCGCAUUACAUAAUCGUAAAUAUAAAUUAGGACAAGUUGGUUACAAAUUAAAAAUGAAUAAAUUUGGUGAUAUGCUUCAUUAUGAGUUUGCACAAACAAUGAAUGGUUUUAAUAAAUCAACAAAUCUACAAUUAAGAGCGGAAAGGCAACCUGUUGGUGCUACGUUUAUUGAACCAGCAAAUGUAGUAUUACCAGAAUUUGUAGAUUGGAGAGAAAAAGGUGCAGUUACUCCUGUUAAAGAUCAAAAAUCUUGUGGUUCAUGUUGGGCAUUUUCAACGACAGGUGCGUUGGAAGGGCAACACUUUAGACAAACUGGUGUUUUAGUAUCUUUAAGUGAACAGAACUUAAUAGAUUGUUCUGGAAAGUAUGGUAAUAAUGGAUGUCAAGGUGGUCUUAUGGAUCAAGCAUUUCAAUAUAUUAAGGAAAACAAAGGCCUUGAUACAGAAAAAAGUUAUCCAUAUGAAGCAGAAAGGGAGACUUGCAAGUAUAAUCCAAAUAAUAGUGGUGCCUAUGAUAUUGGAUAUGUAGAUAUUCCAGAAGGAAAUGAGAAAAAAUUGAAAGCUGCUGUUGCUACUGUAGGACCAGUAUCUAUAGCCAUUGAUGCUUCUCACCAAUCCUUCCAAUUUUAUUCUGAAGGUGUUUAUUAUGAACCUGAAUGCUCUUCUACAAAUUUGGAUCAUGGAGUACUAAUAGUAGGAUAUGGAACUGACGACAACGGAGAUGAUUAUUGGUUAGUAAAAAAUAGUUGGGACACAACUUGGGGUGACAAAGGAUACAUAAAAAUGGCCAGAAAUAAAGAAAAUCAUUGCGGUGUAGCUACAUCUGCCAGUUAUCCACUUGUUUAAACAUCCAUUUAUGCAGCUAGUGUUGCUGGGAAUGAAGUCUUCAUAAUAACUGUAAAUAAUUAAAAAAACUUUAUUAAAACCGAA
Messenger RNA from Vespula pensylvanica (western yellowjacket), 1279 nucleotides. RefSeq names its product cathepsin L (gene CtsL1). The record is from RefSeq and is a predicted model, not a curated record. The transcript has 7 exons. Gene Ontology annotation, molecular function: cysteine-type endopeptidase activity. Lineage: Eukaryota; Metazoa; Arthropoda; Insecta; Hymenoptera; Vespidae. Gene Ontology annotation, cellular component: lysosome. Gene Ontology annotation, biological process: immune response. Bases 176 to 1195 code for a protein of 339 amino acids.